Molecule: messenger RNA, 2409 nt
Organism: Ostrea edulis (European flat oyster)
Lineage: Eukaryota; Metazoa; Mollusca; Bivalvia; Ostreida; Ostreidae
Product: E3 ubiquitin-protein ligase TRIM56-like
Exons: 1
Coding region: 136-2112 (658 amino acids)
Biological process (GO): positive regulation of DNA-templated transcription
Cellular component (GO): nucleoplasm; chromatin
Molecular function (GO): ubiquitin-protein transferase activity; zinc ion binding
Source: RefSeq, a predicted model, not a curated record
AUUAGGUUCAAUAAUAUUAAAUGCUAACUGGUCAUAAAUCCCAACAAGAGGAAAUUUAAGCUCUCUAUCGCGCAUGCGGAUGUCUUUAAUGAAGUCGUUCGGGAAUUUUGUUCAACACACUUUGUGACAUUUUCCAUGGCUCAACGUGUCGUUAAAAAUGUUGAAAACGAUUACUUGAUAUGCAGCAUAUGUUUAGGACGGUAUGAAAAUCCAAAACUACUACCGUGUGGUCAUACGUUUUGUCGCCAGUGUUUAAACGACCACAUUACCCUGACGGUAACGGAUCGAGCAGCUCAAGGGUUUAACUGUCCAAAUGACCGUUCCCUCGUCAAGAAACCGAAAGUCGGUCUUAAUCCAAGACAAUGGGCGGACGCCUAUCCUACAGAUACGUUCCUUGUAAGUUUGAUUCAAGCCGUAGCCACUCAUGAAGGCGAGGGUUCUCCACCAGUCGGUGCUACUGCUCAGGCUUCUUCCUCCAACGCUGAGCAGACGACAACCUCUGAAGAGGCGGGAAGUUCUAAUGGACCUCGCUGUGAAAAACAUCCAGAUCGACAAAUUGAGUUCUUCUGUCUUGGCUGUAGUAUUUCAAUUUGUCCGUUUUGCGCUGUGCGGGAACAUAGAAAGAGAACAUGUGAAUGCGUCUCUAUAUCUGAUGCAAUGGAGAGACAGAGACCCAGAAUCCAAGCGUUGAAAAGAAGAUUUGAAACUCAAAUUCAAAAGAUUCAGAGAUUAAACCGAGGAGAAGGAAUCCUAAAUGGCACGUUUACUAGUAGUAAAGAGAGGGCAUUAAAUACACUUAAUGACAUUGAAGGAAAAUUGGGUACAUUCUACCAAAUCAUACUUCAGCAAGUGGAAAUUUUACGUCAGCAAGUCAAUGAGGCAACAGUUAAUUUUGCUGGCGAAAACCAGCAGCUGAAUUCUGUUCUUGAAAACAUUGAAUCGACAAAAAUUACUUUCGAAAACAUGUGUAACAUUAACCCUAGUGCUGAUAUCUUGAAUAUUCUUCCCCGAAUGGAGACACAAGCAGACGAAUUUGAUACUGCCACGCAAGCUGCCAAUCAAAAUGCUGGGAUGCAACUUGAUGUUGUUACAAAUACAUCAUUUGAAAGUUUUUUACGAAAUCCCCCACCAAUUGGUACUGUCAAAGUUACCCGCGGCGGUAGAGCCAACAAUCGAAGAUCAAUCAAUCGACGAGACCAAACCAGAUCCAAUCAAAACAGCGGCAAUCAACCUCAGGAUUUCCAACGACAAAUAUCCACUGGGGCUGUGCGACCGACGCUAACACCUCGACCGACAAGAGAACCAAGACCAACAAGAACUCUUACCAGAGUCAACGUAAAAGUGGCGUCAGAAUCCGUGUCUGCGUGGCAUAUGACCGGUGUGGUAUUCAUUGGAAACACCAUUGUUGCAGUUGACCAUCUAAAUGAGAUGGUCCGACAAGUCACCAUUUCAUCACAGGCUCUAAAUCUCACUUUACCAUUGGAGAAGCCUGUUUCGAUCUGUAACGUGUCUUGCCCAACAGAAGUCGCAGUCACGCAACCAGAGAAAAGAACUAUCACGAUUUUAUCGACGGAACGAGGACUGAAUGUGAAAGGGAUCGUGCGUACCAAUAAAGCGUACGAAGGGAUCGCUCAGAUGCAAAGUGGAGACUUUGUGGUAUCAUGUAUCCAAGGUAGGAUGUCCAUUGAUGUAAUCGACAGAUCAGGUCACGUGUUAAAGUCAAUAGAACGGUCACACUCCUUCAGAUGCCCACGGUUCCUGUGUGUUACUUCCUCCGGAAGUGUAAUAGUUAGUGACAGGGAACAGAAACACGUGGUCAGCGUCAACUUCACGACCAGCCAAUUAGAAUGGACCUACUCCACCCCCUGCUCUCCGUGGGGCGUGGCUUGUGACCAGAAUGGAAAAAUAUUUAUCUGUUUAGAUAAUAAUUCGGUUCAUGUAAUCUCUGAAGACGGGCAAUUGAUACAGGAUAAAUUCAUAUCUGACAAAGAUGGCAUUAAAACUCCAUACGCUAUUUGCGCCCGUCGGGGACAAAUUGCCAUGACCGAAUUUGGACCUAGUUUGUUCGUUCCCAACAGUUCAUUUGUAUUUACUGCGAAAUUCAAUAGUUGAGUUGGCCAUAAGAUAUCACGUAUCAGUAUUGAAAACAAUGUCGAAUUUAGACUUGCAUGUAGCAAGUGAUGAUUGAAAUUCAGGUGCAAAGAACCUGUUUCAUUAUUUGGAAAAAAAAAAUCAAUCUGUCAAAUCAUGCAAAAUCGCAAAUGCUAGCUUGUUCUUCCGAUAUCAGGGUUAUCAUUUGGUGGUGGACUUUUUACUAGUAUUCAAGAAGUUCAAAGGAUAUUUACAAUGAGAGUUAUCAUCUCUGAUGUUAUAUUAAAAUUCAAUAGAUCUCAGUCUACGGACUUUGAA